AUGCCUAGCACUCUGAAGCUGGUGCGCAUGGAUGACGCCUGUGCGGUAGCAUUCUGCACGCGCGACGGCGCCCGCAUCACGGCAUGCGAGGUGGCCCAGAACCCGGACGACUUUAUGUCGGGGUUAAGCGGCAGGAAAGCUAAUAUGUUGGCUGGCGCGGCGACCACAAGCUACAUUAUAUGCGCCUUGAGUGGCGGGAACACAUACAUUCCCGUGCUGCCGCAAGGACAACAAGGGGAGUCCACAAACUUUGCGUUUAAGACGACCACCGCGAAUCCGGUGAUGGGGAGCCACACGCCGAAGGAGUGGCGCGUCGCGUUUGCGUCGCUCCGCACGACGUUUCAUGGUGUCGAACUUAACAGCAGCACAGACACGGUGCGGGCUCUCUUGGGUGGUGCGUUGCUGUCUGCCUCGGCGCGCGUGUGUCCCUCUGCGAGUACGGUGGUGCAAACGGCGUUGUUCGCACAGAUGUUGCCGGGCCUGAGCUCGACAACCACCACGGUGGCGUACAGUCAAUCGUACCUUCGGUAUGCGAUGGAUGAGGUACACUUCUGCUACGUGUGGGACGCCGGCAAGCGUGUGUCGUACGCAGGCUCGCUCACCUUUGCGGCACGUCUGCCGUCGGAGAUGACGACGUUGUCGCCUCCACAUGAUGGCUUUCGCGCCGGUGCGCCCGUUUCACUGAGCUUCACCUCUAACACCACCGAACUUCGGGCGCAAAGCGAUAAGUUGUUCUUCUACCGCCUUGACGCGGUGUCGAACGUGGGCGUCAGCUGCUACUGCGGCUUGGGGUGUUUGGGGUGGGCGCAGGUGACGUACAAGGGCGUGCCGCUGGUGCCCGGAGCCUCUGCCAGCACGGUGACGUGGACGCAGCCACAAGGGUUUGACAACUACGACUACGACGCCGUCUACGUCGUCUGCUACAACGCUACUAAGGCCGGGAGCGCGACGUACAUGGGCCAGCUAAGCGUGGGCAUGGCUCAGCCCACCUACUACACAGCCCAAAACGCGGGUGGCACCAACCGUGUUGGGUAUCCCAUCACACUGACGGUCACGCAACUCUGCGUGGGCGUGGGCUGCCGCAGGUUGAGCCUAAACGACGAGAUACAGCUUAUUCCCGCGACGGAAACGUGCUUGAAGCUUGGCAGUGACACGGAGCUAGGCGGUAAUGUUGAGCCUGUUGGUAAAGCGACCUGCACUGGGACUGAUUACAUUCAGCGGGUGGUGGUAAAUCGGGCUGGUGACUACCGCAUGUGUUAUCGACUUGCCAACGAAAGCUUCUACGAGGAGUUGAUCUCCGAUCUUCUGCAUCCCCCCACACCACUGACUGUGAGCGCGGCCGACCCUGCAAGUUUUACCACCACACCUGCAUCACCAUCCGCAGGGCAGUUUACCUCGGUGCAUUUGACGUGCUCCAACGAACGCUGCAAAGUCUGUACGACGCUGCGGCUGGUGCCAGGGGAGAUGGCCUCCUGCUGGGAGAAUGUCAGCAACACCUUCUCCAGUAACGCAUGCCAAACAACUACGGUGGUGGGAUUUUUCAAUCAGUAUCUGCCGAAGGGCACAUUUACCGCUUGCUACGGUGCCGUGAUGGUGAACAGCCGUCGUGUGCCCGGGGCUCUUACAGUGGCAGCCGCGAAUCCUUCCAGCUUCACGGCGUCCAGCACGAACAUUUUUGUGAAUCAAGUCUCUGAGGUCACUCUGACGCUGGUGGGCACCGGGCUGACGUCGAAGGACCAGAUCUUUCUGCUUACCAACAAGGGCUACACCUGUCAUGAUCUUGGGACGAACGUGCUGCAAAGCAAUGGAACACUGCGCGCGUGGUUUGCGCCGAGCAUAAGUCCGAGCCCGAUAAUAGUGAACACUGCCGGGACCAGCGCGACGUGGGUUGUCUCAGAUCGCGAGCACCGCUUUGGUGCGGGUCUUCUUUCCGACCCCUCCCUAUGCGACAACCCCGGGGUGUCCUGCAGCAUGCGCCUCUGCUACAUGCGCAGCGGCACCAGUUGGGCUCCUGUGCCGAUUCAGUCGGAACCGUUUCUCAGCCUCUUCCCGCCAAACCCGGUGAAUGCCUCCUUCGAUAGAUACCCAUUAGCUGUCGGGAUGUACUCCGCGGUCACCGUCUUUGGACAAGGCCUCACCGCUGCAGAUACUGUGACGGUACGCAGGGAUACGUGCGGUGGGAGUGCCGUCACGGUUGCUGUCGGCACGGCAACCGUGAGCCCUGAUGGGAUGCAGUGGACUGGCGUGGUGCGCUUCACCGCGGCAGGGGCAAUUAACUACGUGGUAUGCUACACCUUCGGAACUGUUUCAACGGAAAUUGGGCUGGUGCAGGCGCAUGGUCAUGGCAUUAUCGUGGUGCUGGGGGAGUUGUACUAUCUGUACACCGCGGCGAACUUCACCGCGGACCACACGCUGUCGACGUAUGAGGCCCUCAUGGUGAGUGGCUCCUUCGCCCAGAACCCAGUGGACCACCUCGACUCGGCGGCAGUUAUCUCGGUGACCACGGAGUGCAACUACAUACCGUACUACGAAGCAGCCAACGCCCACCCCGAGUUUGUGGUUCUGCUGAAUCUGCAGCGGCUCUCGUCAACGGACUUUGGGGCACGGUUUACACUACCGGCAGACACGUACGCGUUGUGUCUGCAGGUGCAACUGGGCCUUUUCCGCGUCACCCAGAGCACCGGAAUGGUGCCGUUCACCGCCACCCUGGCGAACCCGUCGACGUACGCGUCGACGCCCAACAUCCCGUUCCCCAACCAGCCGUUCACCCUCACCUUCCCCCUGCUCGAUGGGAAGGUUGGGGAUACGGACGCGGUGACCAUCAUCGACGGCGACUUGUACGACUGCGGCUACCGCAAUGUCACCGUCGUCGCGGAAUUCCCGGUGCUUCCCGACCUGUCCCCUGGAGCUCACGCUGGGAUUGUCACCGGGGGCACGCUGCCUGUGGAAAUGCUCGGCAAGUUUCUGACCGUCUGCUAUCGACGCAGCGGGGGAACCUUUGCGACAGUCCCCCGCGGCACGCUGGUGGACCGCAAUUUUCGCCUGACCCCACAAGUCCCCAGCGCGUGGACUCAUUCCCCGGUGCAGCCGCAGGCCUCACGGACGCUGCGCAUCACCUUUGUCGGCAAUGAGAGCGAACCGGACUUUCUGCAGAUCAUAGAUCGCGCCGCGCUGCUGUUGGUGACCGCGGAAGGUCAUGAGCCAACAUGCGACGAGACGCCUAUGCUCCGCAGCGGGGACCUGGAGAAGACGGGUAAGGACACGACGUGGACUAUUCCCGCCAACCAGACGCAGAAUGGGACAUACGUCGUCUGCUACAUGUCGGUGCGGAACGGGAUGUCGGUGCGCGUGACCCACCCGCCGCUGCUGACCAUUUUCUCUCUGCAGUCACCCAAGGGCAUCUUUAAGAACACGGGUGGCCCCGUCAAUGUCUUCAGUGGGGAGCGGUUUUAUUUGAUGUUUGACACGGACGUCCCACUGGACCCCGUCCUCUCCUUCGACAGCAACGCCAGCGCGAGGGAUGCCGUGCUGUUCUCGACCAAACCCGACUGCAGCUCGCCGCUGACCGCGGCGGAGGUGGCCACCAUUCCCGCAUCGUUUCACUACAAGCCGGUGGUGGUUAAAAACUCUUCCGGCCUAGUCGUCCCCUAUCUGCACCUCAUCCUGGCCACCACCAAGGCGACAGAACUUGUGGUCUGCAUGCAGCGCACCGGUCGACAUGCGGGGGAGGCGUUUUACAAAUAUGAGAUGAUUGGCGACCUGGAGAGCCCCGCCAUGGUACGGGUGAGCGAGGCUCCCAUUACAGACUACGUAACUGUGCCACGGCACCCGCGUGCAUGGGUCCCGUCGAUUGCCGUAGCGCCAACGUACAGCAGCAGGUACACUGUCAAAAAUGUGUUCCAGCUUUUCUUCACCAACGGCUCCGCAGCUGUUGCUGCUGCUGGUAGCGUCGUGAAUGAGUGUUACCGCCCGACGGCGGAGGAGGCGUCAGGCACACCCGCCGAGGGUGUUGUCCUGCUGGAUACUACACUGCAGGUGGACCUGGCAAUGAAUGUCACAUUGUUGCCGUUUCCGCGCGCUGGCCCUUUUCAGUUGUGUGUGCAGAUUUCGGGGUCGACGCAGCACGCCGCCGCUGUGCACACCGCUGCGCUGGAGGUUCUAAAUUCAUCGCCGACUGCGUACAUCGUGCCGGAGGUAAUUGGGGUGGGAGCGGACUUUCAGAUGGCUUUUAGGGCGCUGGACGGCAUCUUCGCCGCCACCGUGACGGGGAACGUGGCGCAGGUGUUUGUGGCGCCACCGGAUGUGGUGAGUGGGAAGGCGAUGCCGGACUGCGCGACGGGCGUGGCCCCCUCGGGCGGUAGCAGGACACGGUUUGACACCUUCGACGCAGCAAACAACACCUACGCGACGGUGCAGCCACGCAUCCAGGUAAAGGGCUACUUCUACGUCUGCUUUCGCGUUUACGAUCAGACUGCCUUUUUUGUGGUGCCGAACGCGGUAGGCGGCGUCACCUUCUCCGUUGGUCUCACGGGGCCGCAGAGUUACAUGGUGGCCCCGUCCCCGGCGUACAUGGGCGAGGUACUCAACAUCACCAUCCUUGGCAACGUUCUUAGACACUCGGACCACGUGAAGGUCGUGAAUGUCAGCGGGGAAACGCCGGGGACGAACCACAGCUCCCGAUGCACAGCAGAGGCGGCAAACGCGGACGCCGAGGAAAAAAAUGGGCCACAAGGGAGCCUGGUGAGUACGGUGAGUCCCACACAAGCGCAGUACAUGCCACGGGUGAACUCAACUGGCGUCUUUAUCAUCUGCUACCAAAGUGUUUCGCUGGCCAAUGUGUGGGUGUGGGUCUCGCAGCUGAACGACUUUAGUGUCGGGCCACCGCACCCUAACGCGUAUGCGGUGCAGCCGUUGUCCCUCUACGCGGCGGAGGUAGGUCGCCUGCACAUUAGUGACAGUCCCAGCAGCGCCCUACUUACGGACAAAGAUGAGGUAAAGCUUGUGCAACGUGGCAGCGGCAUCGUCGGGUUUGACUGCUCUGCGGCGGCUGUGACCAGUCCAGAUAUCGGGCUUCUUGCCCGCGUCACAGCCGCGAGCAACAACACGGAUGCCAUGUACCAACUCUGUGCGCUGGCGACGACGCAAGUGACAGUGUGCUACCGCCUGAAGCGUGGUGCGUGGGCGGAGGUGCCACGGCGCGUGAAUCCCCCUUCGUACCUCUUUGAGCCUGUCAUGUUUGUCGCAAGUCCAUUUGGAGGUCCCACCGCCACCCCAUCCGCGCCACGACCAUACGAGCCGUUUGUCUUGACGUUUACGAGCAGUGUCACAGAGGUGGUGGUGAGCUACGUCGGCUUCGCCCAUGCCCCGCAGAAGCUGUGCGAGGCGAAUCCGCCAUACGUGAAGCCCAUGUACUACGUGAAGAACACCACCGUGGCGAAUUCCUUCACCGUCGCACUUGCAGCGGCCGGUGAGUAUCAGUUGUACCUGGGCCCUCAUGCGGCGGAGGGGGACCCACGCAUUGCCCAUGGCCAAACCUUCACCGUAGCGCCGUGCGAUCCGUGCAGCUUUGGACCAUCGUACGCAUUCAUUGAGAAUCGUGUGGCGUUGAAGUUUUCAAGCAACGGCGGCGGCGGCAGCUUGAGUCUGCGGGACACCGUGCGUCUCGUUCCGCUCAGCCAAGGGGCAGACGGUAACCCGUGCACCGCCCCCAAAGGGGCCUUCGCCUCCAUCACGCUAGAAGCCAAUGCGACUGUGAGUACAAGCGACGUCACCGUCUUUAACCUCUUCACGGGUAACACGAGCUCCUCGCUUGGCGAUUACUACCUUUGCUACCGCAAGGGGGCGAACGAGUCGAACUACGCCCUGGUGACGGACGCGGCGAACGAGCUCUUGACCUUCUCCAUCUACCCCGCGCUUCCAACGCAGGCGUCGACGUGUGAAAGUCACCCUGCCUUUUUGGAGACGGUGACGUUUAACUUCUCGUUUGCCGCCGCCACGUACCCGAAGCUCGCCUUCUCUAAUAAGGAUGAGUUUCUGCUGCUUCCACCCAACGUCGACUGCGGGGACGCGGCCUCUGCCACUGCGCCUGGUGUGAUACACCCGGUGCUUCACAGCCUCGUGAGAAAAGACCUGGCGAUGUGGCUGUCGCAGCUGCCCGGCGGAUACAGGACGACACGGUACACGAUAUGCUUCCGCCUGGUUGCCGACGCCGUGGCGCGCGUGGUGGCGCCCCGUGCAAUUGACGUUGCCCCACAAAACCCGGCGCGGGUUGAGACGGAGCCGUGGUUCAUUCAACCAAAAACCGCGCCCUUCACGAUGCGGAUCUACGGCAUGCAGCUUUCGCAGCACGAUGAUGUGUACGUCGUGGAUGCCUCGACGCGGUGCGACGAGCGGUGCGGGGAGACACUCACCCCGCCCAAGUUGCCAUCCGCCGUGUACACCAAAAAGUUUAGGAACACCACGCUGAUGGAGCUGCAGUUUACGCGGGCUCUUAACGAAAACGUCACAAUGGCGGUGUGCUACCGCCGGGCGAGGCAGUUGUUGGUGCGCCUCGCUGUGUUUUUCGUUGGCAACACAAACCCGAUGGAAUACGAAACGGACUUUGUGCCACGCCUCGGCACACGGCCGACGCUCACCUUUCACGGCGCUGGCCUGACCUCGCACGACCGCGUCUUCAUCCUUGCGGAAGGGAUGUACUGCGACGAGAGCUACGCGGUGGCUGUGGGGACGUUUGUCGAUACCGCGGCGGAGGGGACGAGGAGCCGCUUUUACAUUCCCCUCGCUGCGGCCGCGGUGCGAGUGGGUCAGUACUCGGUGUGCUACUUUGUCAAGGGGAGUGCGGGCUACGCGUUGAUGCCAGUAGCGUUGAAGGUGAAGGCGGGGGGAGCCUCGAGUUAUGUGACGAGUAACACGCCAAUGCGGGCACGGGCCACUGUGGUCACGUUUGAUUACACGGGAGACAUUGGCGACACGGCAAUGAUUGCGUGUGCCGGCUGCAGCUGCUGGGAUGGAAAGGCUGCCACGCUGCCGUACGGCAACCCGGAAGGGACCGCCACGGUGUCGCAAAGCAAGAUUCAGCUGCGGGUAGGCAUAGACGACACCGCCGCCUACGCCGUGUGCUACCGCGUGUCCGACAGCGGCUACGCGCAGGUGGGGGCGCAGCCUAUACGCCCGGUGGAGAACACCCCGGCCGCUUUCACCAUUGAGCCCAAGUCGACGUUUCAGGGGCAGCGACUACGGGUCACUGUGACGGGGUUUGAGCAUCCCACGCUCAACAGUACGUUAGAUGGGGGGAAGAAGAAAGAAGAGAAAGUGCAACAGGCGAGCCGCGACCCUUCUCCCUACCGACAGACCCCGAAGCCAAACGAUGCCGCGAUGCUCGUGACGGUGGAUCGCCUUUGCUGGGACACGGCCACCAUGAAUUCGACUGGUGUCCUUGCCGGCCCCUCCGACGUCGCUGGGGUCACCCCCACGGAAAGUUUCUGGCAGGGACAUGUGCCCUCCCUGGGCCCUGCCGCCCUGCCACUGAGCGACUUCCCCAAGUCUUUCACGCUCUGCUACCGCGAGAAUGGGCAGGCAGAGUUCGUUGUGGUGCCGUUUCCGUCUGUCCCGUCGGUGAUGCAGCCUGCGGACCCGUCCAAUUUUGAUACGGUGCCCCCGAGCGUCUUCAGUGGGAUGCUUCGCAUUGGUAUGACCUUCGCUGGCGCGGCCGACGGGGACACCGCCUCAAUUGUGGGGUACGCCGGGGCUUCCUUGACGACGAACCACGCCUGCGACGAUAACACCUCGAUGGUCCUGGCACAACCCGGGCCAGUGCUGCCAUCGUAUACCUUCAGUCUCCCACCGCAUCUCACGGCAACCUCGACGGUCGUUUGCUACGUGCGUGCCGGAGCCACCGUGGCGGAGGUGCCGAAGUUGCUGCAGCUUACAGCACCGAAUCCUGGAGGGUACGUGAUGAACACACCUGCGAGAACGGAACAGCAGCGGCAGUACCUGCUCCUCACGCUCACUGGCACCGAACUUGACCCUACAACUGACGCGGUCGUCUUUACCAACGCGUCGUGCGCAAGCAGUUCGACGUGGCCGCCCGUUUCUGCCUCGUCUGUGCGGCGUGUCAGCGCUCUCGACGCCACACCCCACACCGCGCAGGGAACCUCCCUUACGCUGGCGGCCCAGUUUGUUGAGACAACGCAAACGAAACUGUUCGUCUGCUACCGCCGUGGAAAAGUAUGGAGUGAGGUGGGGAUGCCGUUCUCGCUUGCCAGCCCCGUCCCUAGAAGUUUGGCGCUUCAGCCGCCCGUGGGACUUGCCCGUGUGGGGCAGCACAUACAGAUCAAACUCCACGACGCCGACACGCGGAGGCUCGUGGCGGCAGCGGUGAUUUCAGCUGUUGACUCCAGCCCCGAAUCGUGGUGCCAAAACUUUACCGUGGCCAAGGUACAGGAGCCGCUGCUAAAGAUUGUCAAUGAGUCACUGCUCGACGUUGCGGUGUGGCGCACCGCCGGUCCUGCACGCGUGUGUGUGCGCUACGGAACUGCGCCGUGGUCGGAUGUUGCUCUGACGCCCACCGGCGCCGUCCGUGAAGUCGUUGUGGGGGGCCCCAAUCCGUCGUCCAUGCGGCCCUUCCCCCACCCACCACGCGUGGGUCAGCAGGUGACGCUGACGUUUCAGCUGGUGGAGGCGCCAAGCGCGAAGGACCUCGUGCGCAUCGCUGAACUGCAAGCCGAUGUGGCGUGCGAGCAACUGAAGCCUGCGCCAGGCUUUCCGAAUGACAUGCCGGUGGUGCCCGAUGUGGAAGCAAAGACAGCUAGUAUUACUCUCGUAGAUAAGGAGGACAAGUUUAAGUACCGAAGUUUCAGCCAAGCUGGACGGUUUCAGGUUUGCUACUACAGUGCGGCUGCACACGCGUGGAGCCUUGUGGGUGGCUCCACUGACACGAGUGUGAUUGAGGUCUUCCCGAUGGUGCCAAGCAGUUGGAGCCCUGUGACUGACCUGCCUCUUGUCUUUGCUGAGCCGUUUGUGCUACACUUUGACGACGGCUCCGGCAGCUUGGAUGCCUCCAGCGACGCGGUGUGGGUGGCGCCUUCGACGCAAUCCUGCGGUGUCACCCCGGACAACUGCCCACGUUGCAUCGUAUUUGAGUUGGACGCGGAAGCCUCUACGAUAGAGCGGGUUGUUACAAAGCCGGCGGUCUCUCUCACUUUAGGCAAGUUUAACCUUUGCUACCGGCUCCGCGGCGCCACGGCGGCGUUGCUGUCGCCGCUGCUGGAGAUCGUGGAGGGCGAGAUAAGAUGCCUCAAGCAGGAAACUGUACGUGUUGGUCAGCAGCAAAACGUCACCUUCGAGAAGAAACAAGGUAUCAGCGUGGAGCACGAUGACUGGCGUGUCUCCUUCUUCGGCACCAGUGCGACGAGCUGCAGCAGUGGGUACGACCCGGACUUUGUGGAGGGCCGUGCUCACCACCUCAGCAGCACCGACACCACUGUGACAUACGGCGUGGAGUGGCCCGUGUCCAUGGUGGGCACGCGGUACCUCAUCUGCUACACACACAACGGCGUCGCACGGCCCGUGUGCACCUGUGAGCAGGUGAGCGAGAAGUCAGGCGAGUGCUACGUGUCGACGCUGCGGGCCUCCCCGCUUUGGUUUGCCCCAAGUCCAGACCCAACCUACGUGGGGCAAACGGUGCGUCUACAGCUCAAGCUAGACCCCGCCAUGGAACAGCACCCUGUCACAGAUGUGAAGCUGGUCUCGUACAAAAAUUCUCUCACCGUUUGCACUGAUUCCGUGGCAUUUCCCGUGCAUGGGCGUAUGAUCGUGGAGUCUCACACGUUGUAUGUGUUUGAGUUCAAGUACACACACACGCAGAAGCCGGGGACGUUUAUUGUAUGUGCGCUCUCGCCGGAGUUGUCUAAGGAUUAUUACUCCCGAGUCGGCACAGUGAACCCGGCACGCUCGUCGAAUACGUUUCGGGUGCGGCCGUACAUGAUGUUGACAACGUUCCCCAGCGACCCUAACCUUAUCCGCGCGAUGCAGACCAUUCGUAUGACCUUCACGCAUAGUUCCUCCGAGGCGGACGAUGUGGUAGGCGUGGGGGAUCGUGUGACGUUCGUUGCCUCGCCAGAUGACUGUGUAGCAUCCAUCAUUGACAACACCUCCACCGCGACGGUGAUGAACCUUUUUAUGGCAGAUGACACCUCCUUCGCGACCGUCCCUGCGCCGGUGUUAAAGCCAAGCAACGUGACGCGCUCCUCCCUGGUCGAUGUCACCUUUGAUCCCCUUCACGGCCUGGGGAAGCGUGUCGUCUGCUACAAACUGGCCCAUGGCACUUGGGCCCCGGUGAUGAACGGCAUCGAUGUGCUUGCCGCCGCCGUGAAGGAGUGUGUGACGUCGCUGCCGGGCUUAAUCCCGGGCCCCGAUAGUGACGCAGGCGCGCGCGCGCUACAGUACCUGCGGACCACCAUUGUCGGUACCAAGGAGACGAGUACGCUGCGCGGGCGGAAUGACGCGGUGCGGAUGGUGCCGCAGUCCUCCCUGUGCAUUGCCGACGACGCCGCCGUCUUUCUCACUGGUGUCAGCAUCAUUGAUGCGGAAAAGACAGCUGUUAUUGCCUUUGCCCCGACUGCGGGGGUGUUUAAGGUUUGCUACCGUAUCGGUGGGGCGGACAGUACGACCUCCAACUGGAGCCCUGUCUGCACACGACUGAAAUUUACGGAGCCGACACCAACCGGCCUCUUCACCGGUUGCCUGCGCCUGGGGCAGAGUCUCACCGUGACUGUGUCGCAACGGAGCGGGUUUGAGUUUGCGCUGACGGACACGUUUCGUUUUGUGACUGGCGAGGAUCAGUGCAUUUACGCCAACGGCACGCAAACGGUUUCAAGUGACAUUAUGGUGGGGGAUGCAGCACAAAAGAUUGCGGGAACGCCGGUGACGAAAGCCGGCCCCACGUUUGUCCUCCCUGCCGCUCUGUUGGGUGCGGGCAGCACUACAUUCCGCCUUUGCUACAAGGACACGCAGGGGAACCAGUUUGCCGUCCCGCUGGAUGCCACAGAUCGGGCUCGUUCGAAGUUUACGGUGGCCCCGCGCCUGAUUGCAUCAGUGCGUACGCAAGACAGCAAAACCGCAGGGCAGCGUGUGGUGGUGACGUUUACUGCAGCGGAAGCUUCAGGGAGCGGAGGUCUGAAGCCGUUUGACAGGCUGCCGCCCAGCCCCUUCUCGCCUGGUCCUGAGUACGAUGGCAGCUUUGAUGCGGCAACGGCACUGCACCUCUCGGCAUCCGUUGCGUACCGUGAGGGUCGCUGCUUCGCGGUAGCCCCCACGACGUACGGCGUCUACGGCAACAGUACGCAGGUGCUGGGUUCCUUUGACCCCGUACAGGGCGGCACACAUCUCGCCUGCUACAGGUCGGCGGGCUGCAGCGUCGAGGACGUGGGUCCACCGUUUCCUGUGGGCGGGUACAACCCCGCUUCAUUUGAUGUGGACCCGUUAAAGCCACGCCGUGGGCAGAUGCUGCGUGCGAUGUUUACACGCAGCCAGGAGGAAGGUGCCCACCGGCUUACACCGGGCGAGGACCGUGCCGCGGUGCAAAUGGACCUUCCCUCCUGUUGGGGGCUCCCUGCAGAUGCCGGGAAGAUUGUCAAUGGCACGACGGAUAAGACAGUUAUAGGUGGCGUCUUCUUUGCCGCACAACCGCCGCAUGUUUCGAGUAUUUCCCAACUGCGUCUUUGCUACGAGCUACAGCAUGGCUCCUGGUCGAAUCUGCCAGGGGGCGGCACCGUCCUGCUGCAGCCGGCCAACCCCAUCAGCUUCGCGGUGCGGAACGCGCCGGCACGGACGAUGCAGCUGAACUACAUUGAAUUCGCAGGCAAAUCUCUCGGGGCGAGGGACCGGGUGAAGAUUAUUACAAAGUCCAGCUUCUGCCAAGAUGCGUCCGUCCCACCCAGUGAGAUUGUUUCGCAUGCUUUUGGCACCACGGACCCCAUCCCGGGCACCGCUGAUGGAUGGACCGUGACAAAUGCCACAGUGACUAGCACCAUACUAAACAUAAGCAGCACCGGCACGGGCACGUACAGUGUUUGCUACAGACUCGCCACGGACACUGUCUGGACACUCGUGUACGGUGACCUCGUCAUCAGCACGAGUGACCCGGCAGGGGUUGUGCAGACGCCUGUAAGCACGCUGGAGGGCGAACUCUUCACACUCAACUUCACCGCCGCGGAGGCUUCAUCUACGUUGUCAGAAAACGAUCGUGUUGCCUUGUACACCGGCGUCCUCUCCUGCCUUGCUCCUGGAAAGUCGCCGGUCGUUAUUAUUACCGCGCCCUCUCGCAAGGAUUUGCUGCCUAGGAAUUUGUUCUUUCAGAUUGCCGCAGAAACGCGUGGGGAUCACACAUUAUGCUACUGGAAAGCCAACGGUCACAUCAUUAUUUGGGGCUUUGACAAGGUAGUGAUUAGGCCCAACCCGUUAAACUACACAACAGUGCCCCCCGCCACCGCGCUGCGCACCAGUCAACUGAUAAGUAGUGUGUUUUGGGGGUUUGGUCUCAUCGCGGACCCAAGCGCGGGAAAGACGGAUCAGGUGAAGCUGAUACCCUCCACACAGUCCCAGACAGAUGGGGCGUGUCAGACUGUCGCGACAGCGGCAGGUGUCGAGUACUACCCGCUGGUUGCCAACGGUACGCUUUCGGUGCAGACCUUCCGCUCCUCGCCUGGCGCUGAGGGUUCCUACUGGGUGUGCUACAAGCUUGACGGCGGGCAGUUUCACGUUAUGACCGGGGCUGCCUUGGUGCUGGGCGUGGCGGACCCGUACGCCGCGACAGCGGCGAAACAUGGAGACGUUAUUUUGGACGGCGAGAUGAAUACGUGGACCAUUAAAAGCAGGCAGCCGCCUGCGGCGGAGGAUGCCCUUGCCUUCUACAGCGCGAAGCAGUGCAACGACUUCCCCUACUAUGUGACGCCGGCGCCAUCAACAGCCGAAUUCCCUUACGGCGUUACCGUUGUGCGGGACGGUGUCGCCCGACUCCGCGCCGGCUCCGCGACGGAGGGCGGUGUCACACUCGCACUCUGCUACUACGAUGUGGGGGUGACCACAAUGCUGUCGGAGUCUGCGGCGCGGGUGGUGCGGGGGGUUCCACCCUCGUUGAGUGCACCCGUCUCCGCCACAGCGCUUCAGGUGUUUCAGUUCAACCUCACCGUCUCCCCCACACCACUUGAUUACGUGGUGCUUGUGGCAAACCCGGAUGCCUGCGUUGGGUUGACCGCGCCGGUAUCCCCCAGCAGCGUGUUUAUCGACGUUCUCGAUGCAGGCGGCCACGUGGUGGUUACAACUGCCGUUGAAAGGGCGGGAACGUUUUACAUCUGCUACUCCCACCGCGUGGAUCGCUGCGACGAGGACGCUAAGGAGGAGUGCGCUCGCAUCGUCGGCACGGUGGAGGCGGCAGCCGCAAAUCCUUCCAAUUGGACCAUGACACCUGCUACGGUGUUCACGUCGGAUGAAGUGGAGAUUGAGCUGCUGCGUCCAGCGGGUGCCGCCGCGAGGGCGUUGGAGAAGCUUUGGCUUACGCCCACCCACAUCGACGCGGCCACCACCAUGAAGCAGGUGGCGGCGGCGUGCAUCAAUACCAUGACCGGUGGGGAUCGCAUUGUGCUGCAGCCCAAUGAACAUCGGAGCAGCGUGUGGACGGCGCGGCUGGAUGUUGAGGCGGCCUAUGCCCUUUGCUACCUCUCGAAGGAUGCCGUGUUGCCGACCAUCUUUCCGCCCCUGUCACACGCCGGGCCUGUGGUGCACUUGACGCAAGUCACGUCGGUCACCUUCGUUGCGACGCCGGUCGUCGGCAUAAACGCCACCGUCAUUUUGCAGGGACGGGGGUUGUCGCAGGGCGAUCAACUUUUGGCAGUAGGGCUUCCUGUGGAGCGCAACACACCCGCCGACAUAUGUACCAAUCCAAGCUACACCCCACGUGUGACGGCGGUGGCCUCCGAGGCGGGAUACGGCUUCAACGCUCUUGUCUACCAGCUGCUGUUCGAGACUGCCAGCGCGUACACGCUGUGCUUCCACGCCAUGGCGUCCACAGAGCCCACGGUUCCCAUCACAGCAAAUAACUUCAACGUGAGCCCCGCGGUGCUAAGCUAUACGAUGGAGUCCGUGGCGUUGACCAACGCGCCACUUGAGUUGGAGUUUAGGGGCCACGGACUGCAGGCAAGCGAUCAGGCGGCGUUGGUGUAUCUCUUGCCAGGGACAAAAGUCGAAAGUGCGAGUUGCGCGCGUGGGAAAUAUACGGCGGUGUCAAGUGCCAGCGAGGACGGCACCACCAGCCAUUACAUCACGGUACCCACGCAGCCAGGAACGUAUGCCGUCUGUUACAGAAAACCGGGCUUUACAUCGAUCUUGUUGCCAGAGCCGGUCAACGUAUCAGUGCAAACAGCCACGGCAGCAGUCUUUACUGUCCGGCCGUCGUGUUCGGCGUUGGAGGUGUGUUCCCCGCAGCCUGUGGUGGGGCUUACAGAUGCCGCCGGAGAGCCGACGUCGGACCUUGGAGCCACCGUGGUGAUGCACCUGUGGCUGGCGGAUGGAAAGGCAGCUGAUGAACUUCUCACUGGGGGUACGGUGUACAUGCAGAAGAACUACAGUGAGUUUUACUUUUUUGUCAUCGAAGUCUCCACAGCGGGGGAGUACACGAUGGAGGCGGAGUUUACCCUGCGCGGUGGUGUGCGUCUUCGGGCAAGCCUGCCGAAUCUCGUUGUGGAAAAAGCUGAGGAGAAGAACAGGUUGGCGGCUGUUACGUGUGAACCGGUGGGCAUUAUUGAGCGCCCUCUGCUCUCUUCGGGUCAGAAUGAUCCAUCGGCGAACAUCACAUGCGUCAUCACGGCAAAGUCCCCGUUGGCGCCCACAGCGUACACUGUGCAGCUUAACGCGGGAAGGAGCACGGAGGUGGUGCUUGACCCCCACAGUAGCAGUGGCCUCCCGUGGUAUAAUUUUACGGUUUUUCCACCGUACGAUAUGCCGCUGAUUCAGUUUGUCUCCAUCACUACAAAGGCGGCCCCACCGCUGCAGAGUUGGCCUGUCAUGCAUUCGCCAGUGAUUGUUCGCAUUGGGUCAGAGCCUGAGGAGGGCAGCAUCUUGUCAUGUGCUUCCGACUCCUCGGAUCUACCAUCCACGACGAUGGUCCGGUUUAAUAGCAAGGUCACCUGCUACGCACAAGGGCGGCGCAGGAUUCAGGGUGUGGAGGUUAACAUUGUUGCCUUGCCCAUGUACAUGAAAAUCUCGCGCGAGUACAACGACGAUAGGACGACGGACAAGGCGGUCAACAUUGGCGCCUACCCAGAAAACCUGGACGGGAAUUACGUGUUUCAUGUGGACGUCGCCGAGGUGGCGCGGACCCUGGCCAUCCUGGGCUUUGUGCCCUCGGCGCAAGGAAGUGGUGUGUUUGUUCCAAUGCAAGGGAGCCCGUCGCGUUUUACGGUGAUUGGCGAGCCCCAAUCCGGGGAGUCCACCCUGACGUGCGUGUCGGUGGCAACGGGGUCGAAGGCGUGGUUCGCGCCAGUGGAAAGCUUUCAGUGCACCUUGUCGCUGCGGGGGGGAGGGAUGACCGUCAACGGGGUGCCGCAGGACUUUUUGGUGAGUAUGCCCCAAGGUGGCAGCACCCAGCCCAUUUCCAAAGAGACGUGGGGUCCCACUCUCGUCAUUCACGGGGCGGUUCCACCGAUUGCGCAGAAUGCGACGCCUCCGGCGGCAUCGCAGCUUUUUGGUGUGGAAGUGACAUUCCUGCCACAGUUACGUUCCAUCGCCGCCGCCUCUGGCACAGUUGUCUAUGCCAGCUCCAUAGAAGCGAAGCAGGGAAGCGGCGGUUACAUCGUCCUCAUGUUAAUGGGUUCUGGGUUGAGUCCCGACAACAAGUACGGCGUACGCGCGACGUUGGAGUGUGACAAAGGCGUGGAUAGGGUGGCCAGCGUGAGCGGCAGUGACGCCGCCAACAUGCACCUGCAGCUCUCUGUAACGAAACCGGGCGGACCUUUUUAUCUUUGCUUUGCGCCCAGUGAUCAACAGGCACGCUGGCAGCUGCUCUCUAACGUGGUGCUGAACUAUCAUGCUGGUGGUGUUGUAGAUAUGUGGACCACGCUGCUCAUUGUGGGAGUGAUACUCCUCUUCAUCCUGCUGCUGCUGCUGCUGCUGGUGGUGUGGCGGGUCUGCAUGCUAAAGCGCCGGGAAGCGCCGCAGGGUACGCCAAAGGCCGUGUACAUGCCGCCCCGUGCAAAUUACCGCUUUCUUCGCCGCGACACUACAAACGCGCCCGUGGAACAGCAGCUGCAUUCGCCGGAGACAGCGCCGCCGUCUUCCUGGCAGGUCUCAGCACUGCAGCGCGACGAUGCUGCGGCAGCGCAGGUACAGUGGAACAACCCACAACAGCACUCCAACAUUGACGGCCGUGAUGACUACUCCGCGGCAUCCGCGGAGGAUAGAAAUGAAGAGACUCUGGGGCGGUACGUGGGCACUAAGGAGCCGCAGACGUUUGAACGCAACAGAAAACGGAGGUCCAAGCCACAGCCUGUCGUGGAGACUGAUUCCAGCGACGACGAGCACCGCUUUUCGCGUUUUAUUCCUUCUGUCCCACCGCCUCAGCCGCCACGUGGCGAGGAGCCCCCUCCGCUUAUUGGGGCAGUGACGGAGACCACAGAGACGCACGCGCGGGCAGCGGAGGAGACGCCACGCUCUGGGCCGUACCAACACCUGCAUCAGCCGCGUCAGGAGCCGUCGCCGGUGGAAGCGCCGUCCCCCGCCACAGCCACAACCACGGCCAUAGAGGAAGACGCUGGCGGGGCGCAGCAGUGGGUAGGGCCGUUUCUUGUGCGAGGACACACCUCGCGGCCGAUGGUGAGCCCAACGCCAGCGCCGAACGGCUCCAGCAGGAACGGCGGCCCGCCGAAUGGAAAGUAA
This is a messenger RNA of Trypanosoma rangeli, 16929 nucleotides long. Its product is annotated as hemagluttinin family protein. NCBI's taxonomy places the organism in Eukaryota, Euglenozoa, Kinetoplastea, Trypanosomatida, Trypanosomatidae. The record is from RefSeq and is a predicted model, not a curated record. The coding region runs from base 1 to 16929 and encodes 5642 amino acids. The transcript has a single exon.